Molecule: messenger RNA, 2156 nt
Organism: Trichomycterus rosablanca
Lineage: Eukaryota; Metazoa; Chordata; Actinopteri; Siluriformes; Trichomycteridae
Product: aurora kinase-like
Exons: 18
Coding region: 1-1788 (595 amino acids)
Biological process (GO): regulation of mitotic cell cycle; negative regulation of apoptotic process; protein autophosphorylation
Cellular component (GO): cytoplasm
Molecular function (GO): protein serine/threonine kinase activity; ATP binding
Source: RefSeq, a predicted model, not a curated record
AUGGCGGCAAAAACGGGGUCUCUCUUCCAUCUCUCACUGAAACCUCUUCAACAAACGCUGCAUCCACAAAGCUCUCAGCGCUGUGGAGGAUCCGUCACAUCCAUCGUGUGGAUGCUUUACUUUCCUGCCGUCUGGGAGAAGGAGAGACGUGCUACCGACCGUCCUUCUCUAAUGCGACGCUUUUUGUGUAGUCUAUGUCUGUGCUGGCCGUUCGGUCGAGUUCGUUCUCAGACGUCUUUUCAGGAUGUCUGUGGUGGCGAGACCGAACCGGAGGGCAGCGUGGACGCAGAGAACCAGAUAGUUAUGGAGGGAUACUUGUUCAGGAGGGCCAGUAAUGUCUUUAAAACAUGGAACAGGCGCUGGUUCCUGAUUCAGAACAACCACCUUAUGUACAAGAAGAAAUCCGGGAAUAUCAUGGUGGUCAUAGCUGAUUUACGCCUGUGCACGGCCAAACACUACAAGAGCAUUGGACGCCGUUGCUGCUUCCAGGUGGUUUCACCUACAAAGAUCUGGGUAUUGCAGGCCGAUUCAGAGGAGAAUAGAGAGGCUUGGAUCAUAACCAUUCAGAACAUGGUUGCUAACACCGAUGGUGACAGAACAGACGACUCCAUCACUUCCCAAUCAAAUGAGGUGGUGGAUUUGAGCCCAAAACAGGAAGGAUCCAGUAGCUCCUCUGAAUCACGAGGAUCCCAACACACAGAGAGAGACUCGCUACGUCCACGAUCCGCUUCUGGAACCUCAGCUGAGCUUAGUCUUGGUGAAAUUGUGCUGGAAUCGGCUGCUGUGUUGGAUUCCCUCUCUGAUGCUUCUCUAGCGAGCAGUGUCGAGAGCAUUGACGGUACAGUUGGAGGGACCUCACACAUCGAAGAUAGCCCGGAGGAACUGAGCACCAGCACUUCCUGCAGCAACUUCAUCCACACAGCUGGUGAGAAGAGCACGACUACAGGAAAGCACUCUGUCCAGAGAGGCAGCGCUCCUUCCAAAGAGUGCUUCGAUAGCCUGUACGGAGUCGGAAAGCUUCUGGGCAAAGGAGGCUGCGGUUCUGUGUUUGCAGGACUUCGUAAGGCCGAUGGAAAACAGGUUGCUAUUAAGAUUGUGCUGAAGAGUGGCUGUGACAGAUUCAUCACCAUUCCUGGUGAGAAGAACGGUCUCCCUGUAGAGGUGGCGUUGAUGCUGAUGGUGUCCGAGCCACCUUGCUGCGAACACGUCCUGGAGCUCCUGGAAUGGUUCGACAUGCCCGAGUGCUACGUCUUGAUCCUGGAGCGACCCGCCCGCUGCAUGGACCUCUUCGAAUACCGCAGGAACGGCUCACUUCCCGAACGUCUGGCUCAGGUCAUCAUGUGGCAGGUGGUUCUCGCCGCCCGUCAUUGCCGUGAUCGCGGGGUUCUCCAUCGGGAUAUCAAGGAGCAGAACCUUCUGGUCAGUUUCGACACGUUAGAGGUCAAGCUCAUAGACUUUGGCUGUGGGGACUUGCUCAAGUCGACCCCCUACAGACGUUUUGCAGGCACCAUACUAUACGCCCCACCUGAAUGGAUCGAGGAAGGUAGGUAUCAUGGUUGCGCUGCAACGGUGUGGAGCCUGGGCGUCCUUUUGUUUGUUUUAGUGUGUGGAGAGCUGCCAUUCUGGAAUGAGAGGGAGAUUGCUGCUGGACAUCUGAUCUUCAAAGCUGGUGUGUCUAAGGCCUGCCGUCAUCUGAUAAGACGCUGCCUGGCCAAGGAUCCGAAUGAGCGACCCAGCCUCGAGAUGAUGCUGGAGCACAACUGGUUUUCAGAGAUCCUUAGGAACUAAGUCCAGGCACCUGUAUGGGUUUGUAGCAGACGGAUCAUGGCACAGGUCUGCUACAAGAACACAUCCAGAGGUUUUUAGCUGAGGUUCAGAUCACCUCCAUUCCUCAACACUGUGUACAUACCACGCCAGAUCAGAAAGAAAGCCCCAUCAAUGAACAAGUCUAACCUACUGGAAGAAGCAACCAGAUCAGAUUUGGGCCUAAGCACCUUGAUACCUGGCAGAAGAUGAAAUGACUUUGAGUCACCACAACAAUCUAUGAUCAACGACCACGUCUGUCGUCCAGAAAGCACUUUGACCUUCUCUGUGGUGGUGUAUGAGACGAGAGAUGAAACAAAACCAAUAAAAUAUUGAAUAAAACUGUGUUUGUA